GAUAGUCGAAAGUGUACAAAAACAAAAUUAUUGUGAAUAACCCUUCAAGUGUGUUUUCUCCGCACUUCAUUCGUUAAGAAUUUUUUAGAAAAAAACAAAGAAAAAAAUUACGUUACGAUCAACACGCAACUUUGAGCCACCUUCCGAUUUAAAAGUCUCAUAGUAAACGUUGGCUACAAGUUUUGUUUUUCGGAAAUCAUUUUCAGCACAAAAUGAAUAUUAACUACAUACAAGGAAAAGUGAUUUUGAUAGUUCUUGCAUGUGUGUUACACGCAAACUAUGGAAAAACUGGUAAAUUAAAAUCUAAAAAUCAAUUAGAAAAAUCUCCUUCCAGCUCAAAAAAUAAAAAUCAUGAAGUUUCUUUAAAGGACCCAAAAAACGAUCCCAUUGAAAAAAUGUUAUUAAAAAUUGCAACUAUAAUCCAAGGUUGUAUAGACGAAAGAACCAUGAAUAACAAACAAUUUAAAACAAAACUGGACGAUUUAUACAAGGAUAUAGUAAAGGAUCCAGUAAACGAAUCAAUAGUUGAACACAUGAAAAAAGUGAAAAACAUUAAAAAAAAAUACGAUGAAGAUGUCAAACUAUUGAAGAUAAUGAACCUUGGAGAAACCCUUAAAAAUAAACCUAAAUCUAAAUCAUUCAAUAAAUCAGACAAAAAAUAAGCAUCAACGAAGUGUGGUCAAAUAUUCCGUUACAAUAAUAUAUUCAUUCGUUAUAAAUUGCCUACCUAUUAUACUACCAGCCAAUUUCAAAUGAUGUCAACAAUUUAUAUUAGGUACCUUGCCAAAUAGCUGAUAAUAGAUAAUAGAUAGUUUGGAUAGGAACAAGCUAUUGAAUUGUAUAAUAUUAAUAAUUAUUCCUCGUUUCAAUUUAUUUCCAAUUUUAUGAUCGUAAAUAGCCAAUACUCCAAUACUCUUAUGUAGAGUUUAAUUUAUUGUACUGAAGAAAAAAAAUAUGCAAAAUAUGAAUUUUCACAUGUACAAUUUUUUAUUUAAUAUGUUUUUCAAUCCAUCAAAACUAAAAUUUCGCUGUUUAAUUUAUUUUUUGGUGGUACAGAUUUAAAUAAUAAUUUAUAAUAGAAAUAGCUUAAAUUUUAUAAGAUAUUAUCUACCUACAUUAUAUUUAAAACAAUAAAGACUAAAAAUAUACAUUUUUUUCAAUUAAAAAUAA
Aphis gossypii (cotton aphid) is the source of this 1170-nucleotide messenger RNA. RefSeq lists its product as uncharacterized. The record is from RefSeq and is a predicted model, not a curated record. Bases 213 to 662 code for a protein of 149 amino acids. The transcript has 5 exons. NCBI's taxonomy places the organism in Eukaryota, Metazoa, Arthropoda, Insecta, Hemiptera, Aphididae.